CACCAGUGUUGUUGGCAGCUUGAUUGAAGUAUUGUGGUCAGAGAAUUAGGAGCAUAAGUUUCAUGCUGUCUCGCUCACUAUUCCGAGCAACCACUUUCUUCUCCCACGGUUCUUGCUCGAGGAGGGCAUUCUCGACGAGAAAUCUCGGUCCGAACCAUGAUCUCCUCCAAAUGCUAUCACAAAAUUUAGAGCGUGAAAACACCUGUCCGAACAGAAACGGUUACAAAGUUCGUGCGUUUGCACGAGCUAUCGAGGCUAUCGGUGCGCUGGAGGAACCCGUGCGGGACGUAGCUCAGGUGAAAAAGCUGAAGGGGGUAGGCGUUGGAAUCAGAAACAGGAUAGACGCGUUCUUGUCGGGUAAAGAUUAUGACCCGGAAGCUGUCAUCAAACCUUCUGAAGGAGUGUCGAAAUCCAAGGCAAGAGGGAGUUCUGAUCCUGAGGCGAAACAGAAGAACAUGAUAACUCGGUCAUUGCAGUCUGUUUCUGCCAUUGGCCCAAGGACUGCGAAAGUCCUCGUUGACGCGGGUUGUACAUCCAUUGGGGAUCUGAAGACACCGAAGUUCUUUGACAUGUUGAGUCCCUCGCAGCAAAUCGGCGCGCGAUACUACGGGCAUCUCGAACGACCUGUCGAGAGAAGUCAAGCCGAACUACUCGCUAAAUUUAUUUUGGAGAACAUCUCUUGUAAAUUUGAUGUUGAGCUCGUGGGUAGCUAUCGGCGGGGUGCUCGAUCGUUCUUGGGCGUUGAUAUUAUGUUGACUCACCCUUCUCAUGUCCAUGUGCCUACGCCCCCAUCAAAGAAUGGUUCAGUUGCACAAGGAAUUAGCAGGACACGUUUUCACACAUCAUCUAGAAAGCUACGGGAAGUUCAGGACUCGCUUCUCUUGCGUGAUGUGGUCUUCCCACUCGAAAGCCGUGGCCUCGUCGUUGAGACGCUGUCGCCUGGUUCCAAGAAGUGGCAAGGUGUGAUACGGCUACCUGAAAGGACUGUAGACGGAACUUGGGAAGAACGUUCUCAACGAAUCGAGCGUAUUCGCGAGCAGCAGGGCCUUUACAUUCGAUUGGACUUGAACCUCGCCCCUGUGAAGUCAAAGGGAGCAGCACUACUCGCGUUGACUGGGGACAAGGAAUUCAACAUUGACAUCCGUACCAAAGCUGCGCGACUGGGCCUGCUCCUCGAUGAAUUCGGCCUGUGGAGGUGGACCUCUGACCCAUCACUCCCAGCGGAUGCAGAGGAAGGGUACUGGACGUUUGUAGAAGGUGAAAGCGAAGACGCUGUCCUGCGCGAGCUCGGCAUGAAUUAUGUGGAGCCAAUAAAACGCAACUUUGCCUACCUCUCCAAUUCUGACUUGGACACGCCGACCGUAAAAAAGGGGGGUAGGCCGCGGAAGGACAUCGUGUAGUUCCGCUUUGGUUCUGUUUGCAUCUACGUAUUAUACUACUGCAUGCGUCAAGAAUCAUCAUUUAAUCACUGGCAUAAUCUUGAUGCAUCGAUGAAGAAUGACACCGGUGUUAUAG
This is a messenger RNA of Suillus fuscotomentosus, 1515 nucleotides long. RefSeq lists its product as uncharacterized. Lineage: Eukaryota; Fungi; Basidiomycota; Agaricomycetes; Boletales; Suillaceae. The record is from RefSeq and is a predicted model, not a curated record. Bases 63 to 1400 code for a protein of 445 amino acids. The transcript is spliced from 8 exons. Gene Ontology annotation, biological process: double-strand break repair via nonhomologous end joining. Gene Ontology annotation, molecular function: DNA binding; DNA-directed DNA polymerase activity. Gene Ontology annotation, cellular component: nucleus.